UGACUUUGAUUUCUGUGUGUAGAUGUGCGUGUUUGCUUUUUACUGCCCAUUGGCUGCAAAAAUUAAAUAUUAUUUUGUUGAUUAAAUAAAUUUUACAAAACGGCUUCACUACUGAGAACAGUUUUACUUCAAAAUAGACAACUAUUGCCCAGAAUAAAACCGAAGAGAUAUUUAAUCAGUGGAUUAUCAAUCGAAAUGAGCGACGAAACUCCGACAUCUUCACAAAAUAAAAACAAACCUAAAGAUGAUAAUGAAACUUCAUCAGCAACAGAAACAGAAGAGGACACCACUAUGGAAGCCAUUAGGAAAUUCUUUGCUCAGAAGUUGAAUUUGGUUACCGCUUUGGAUGAAGAUGAUGGUGGCAAUAAGAAGAUCAUUGAAAAUCUAACAUUCGAAGGCUUAUGUGAUCAUUGGAAAUCAAAGGGAUUUAAGAAUAUCAUCACUAUGGUGGGAGCUGGUAUUUCCACAUCGGCUGGCAUUCCUGAUUUUCGUUCUCCUGGCUCAGGUUUAUAUGAUAAUUUACAGAAAUAUAAUUUGCCACACCCCUCAGCUAUAUUUGAAAUGGACUACUUUGAGAGCAAUCCACAACCAUUCUUUGCUUUGGCCAAAGAACUUUAUCCUGGAUCGUUUAAUCCCACCCCUUCACAUUAUUUUGUAAGGCUUCUUCAUGACAAGGGUUUACUUCUAAGGCACUAUACCCAAAAUAUUGAUACUCUGGAGAGAAUAGCCGGUAUACCGGCAGACAAACUGGUGGAAGCCCAUGGUACCUUUUUUACCAAUCACUGUUUGGGUUGCCGCAAACUCUACUCUAUGGAAUGGAUGAAAGAGCAAAUAUUUUCGGACAGUGUACCUUCAUGUGAGGAUUGUAAUUCGGUAGUUAAACCCGAUAUUGUUUUCUUUGGUGAAAACUUGCCGGAGACAUUUUACUCACUUCCUGCCAGAGAUUUUAACAAAUGUGAUUUGCUGAUUAUUAUGGGUACUUCGUUGGAGGUGCAACCAUUCGCUUCGCUCAUCGACCGAGCUGGUCCAAAAUGUGUACGCUUGUUGAUCAAUCGCACCAAAGUGGGCAAUGAUUUUGGUGGCAUUGGCUCAUGGUUUAUGUUGGGUCCUGGCCUAAUGUUUGACAAUCCCAAAAAUACUCGCGAUAUUGCCUACAUAGGCGACUGUGAUGAUGGCUGUUUGGCAUUGGCCGAAGCCUUGGGCUGGAAGGAUGAUUUAGCAGAGUUAAUUAAAUCCGAACAUGAACGUUUGGAUAAGGAAAAUGCCAAAACGCGAGAUGAGAGAAAGAAGCAGGCAACAAAUAAAGAAUCAGACGAUGAGUCCUCAACUAAAGAAAAGGAUAAAGCGUAGAUUAUUGAUCGGUGCAAUUUCUCUUUAAUAACAAUUAAGUAAAUCCCCUACCUACCUAACUACCAACCUUAUUUUUCAUAGCUAAAAAUUUGACUACAAAGUAAUCGAUAAACUUACAUAGAUAAUAUUGUAAAAAUAUUUAAUAAUUUAUAGAUAUUAUUUCUUUGUGUAGACCGCAUUGUACACGGACGUAUGUGUAUGAACUAUUAAAAAAAAACAUGAAAAUAAAAUAUGUAUUAUUCAAUAAUAA
Stomoxys calcitrans (stable fly) is the source of this 1600-nucleotide messenger RNA. RefSeq names its product NAD-dependent protein deacetylase Sirt2 (gene Sirt2). NCBI's taxonomy places the organism in Eukaryota, Metazoa, Arthropoda, Insecta, Diptera, Muscidae. Gene Ontology annotation, molecular function: NAD+ binding. The transcript has 4 exons. The coding region runs from base 196 to 1350 and encodes 384 amino acids. The record is from RefSeq and is a predicted model, not a curated record.